Callorhinus ursinus (northern fur seal) is the source of this 5427-nucleotide messenger RNA. Lineage: Eukaryota; Metazoa; Chordata; Mammalia; Carnivora; Otariidae. The record is from RefSeq and is a predicted model, not a curated record.
CUCCUCUACUAUCGUCUCCGUGGCCCCUGGGAGCCCAUCACUCUCCUCCCUGGGGCCGCUGGCUGGAAGGCAGCUGGCAGAGCGAUGGGCACCUCACCCCGAUUCCCCUCCCCCCGCCCCGUUGCCCCGCCUGCGCUAGGCUGGGCGGCGGGGUCAGGGGCCGAGCGGAGCGGGUUAUCAAUUAGUAUGGAAGAAGAUGAGUUCUUUGGAGAAAAAGCAUUCCAGCGUUUUUGUGUAGAAUUCAUUAAACAUUCACGGCAGAUAGGUGAUGGCUGGGAAUGGAGAACUUCGAAGGAUUGUUCUGAAGGCUACAUGUGCAAAACACAUUUUCAAAUUAAACCUGGGACAGUGGUGUCACAUCCGGGAACAUCUGCCCCUGUACAGACAUGUCUUCCCAUGGAGGAGGCUUUAGAGCUACCCCUGGAUGAUUUUGAAGUGACUGAGACCACAACGGGAAGCGAAGUGAUUAAAUAUGAGUAUCAUGUCUUAUACUCCUGUAGCUACCAAGUGCCUGUGCUUUACUUUAGGGCAAGCUUUUUAGAUGGAAGACCUUUAGCUCUGAAGGACAUAUGGGAAGGAAUCCAUGAGUGUUAUAAGACACGGCUGCUGCAGGAGCCAUGGGACACCAUUACCCAACAGGAGCAUCCAAUACUUGGGCAACCCUUUUUUGUACUUCAUCCCUGCAAGACGAAUGAAUUCAUGACUCCUGUAUUAAAGAAUUCUCGAAAAAUCAAUAGGAGUGUCAAUUAUAUCACGUCAUGGCUGAGCAUUGUAGGGCCAGUUGUUGGGCUAAAUCUACCUCUGAGUUAUGCCAGAACAGCCUCUCAGGAUGAAUGAAAUGUCACUUGACAAGGUGGCAUGCACAGAAGAGUUGCUGUCUGUCCCUUGGAAGUGAUCCAGGGAAGUAAGGCUCUCAGUCCAAGGAUUCAAGUGGGUGGGUGAGAGGCCGUGUUGACCAUUUGGUACUAGCUUACAGACCGGGAGCUAAAAAAACAAAGUUAACCAUCCUCCUAACACAGAUGUAUUAGAAUAAAGAGGAAGAAAGGAUGUUAAAACUGGAUUUUUCCAUCCAUUUUUCCUGAGAAUAGGUAUAGUUCUUCAUGCUCUCAAGAUAUGAGGAAAUGGAGGUCUGCACUGUCACAACCAGCUCUUACAUAAUUCAGAGCUGAUAUUCCAGUGAGUUGGGUUUUUUAUUUUUUUAUGAUUAAAAUAUGAGAGUAAGAAUAUGCAAAUAAUUCACUCCACCAGCUACCUAUUGAGUUCCUCUUACAUACUGAGCCCUAGGCUAGCUGCCAGGGAUGGUAAGUGGAAAGACAUAACCCUGGCUCAUAAGAAUGCCACAGUCCAAUGGAAAGACAGACAAGAAGAUUCAGGGACAGAGGGAUGUGUGCUGUGGCAAAGGUGUGCAAAGGAAGCACCUAGGAAGAUUUGUAAAAGAGGAAUGUGAGUGGAGUCGUGAAAACCUUAGGAUUUAGCCAGGUCGAGAAUGUAGGAAAGACCUUGAAAAUGCAUAGGGAAGUGGUCAAGGGUGAGGCUGGCUAGCAGGACUGGGGCUAGGUCUGGAGAAGAUCGAUUGCCACACUGAGAAUUUGUAUUUGGUCUAAAAACCAGAAGGAGCCGCUGAGGGAAUUCAGGUAGAGGAGGUGAAGUGAUCACAUUUGCAUUUUAGAAAGAUCCUAUAUUUUUAAAAUGACUAUUGCAUGUAACUAAUCACACAUACACUGUCAAUUUUUUCACCAGCAGGUUCUAGCCCACAGGCUUUAGAAGGUACGAGUGCAGAAAGGGCUGGGAGUAUGCCAAGGACAUUUUUCAAUUUUCGCCCAGGGCCUUCCAAAACAAAACUUAUCAGUGUCCUGAAAAGCCUGGCUGUGUUACCUGGGGCAAGUCACUCCACCUCUCUGAGACUCUCUUUGCUAAUGUAUUAAAUAGAAGGAAGUGUAUUAAAUCAAGUAAAAUCCAGUUAUUAGUUUAUGACCUAUAUAUAUAUAUGUUUAUGAAAUAGAAUAUGUCUGGGAAACGCUCCCUGUGUGUCUUCUUUAUUCUCACACUACACACACAACACUACUGACUCUAGAUGUGUGGAUUUUUCACACAACAAACAAUUCUGCAGUACCAGCUGGGGUCCUGCAAUUCAGUUCUGACACUAUCAAUCUGGAGUUUAGGAUCAAAGCCUGUAAGUUAAGACCUAAGUCCCACAAGACUGCCCCACUUUAAGACCCCAGUCACAAGUCCCAGAUUAUCACCUGUGUUUCUAACUGACCAACUAUGAACCAGGGUUACCAUGACCCCCUCCUUGCGUUCAUUAAUUUGCUAGAAUGGCUCGUAGCAUUUACGGAAACACUUAUGUUUACCGGUUUAUUAUAUAACAAAGGUAUGUUAAAGAAUACAGAUGAAUACCCAGAUGAAGAGCUACAUAGGGCAAGAUCCAGAGGGUCCCAAGAACAGGAGCUUCUGUCCCCAUGGAGUUGGGAUGUACCACCCUCCUGGCAUAUAGAUGUGUUCACCAGCCUGGAAGCUCUCUGAACCUCGGACUUUGGGGAUUUAUGCAAGUGUAAUCACAUAGGCAUGAAUGGUCAUUAACUCUACUUCUAGCCCCUCCUCUCCCUUCCUGGAGGAUGGGGGACAGGGCUGAAAGUCCCAAGCUUCUAAUCAGAGCUAGGUCUUUCUGAAGCUAUUCAAGAGCCCACCAAGAGUCACCUGCUUAGAACAAAAGACACUCCCAUCACCCAGGAAAUUCCAAGGGAUUUAGGAGCUCUGUCAGGAACCAGAAUCAAAGGCCAGGUAUUAUAGAAGAGAUGCUCCUCAUGCUCUUAUCACUUAGGAAAUUAGAAAGUUUUUAGGAGCUCUAUACCAGGAACUGGGGGCAGAGGGCAGAGACCAACAUGUGUAUGUUCUAUUAUUUUACAAAUACAUGGGGGAAAAGCACAUAAUAAGGAUAUUAUUUUCUGAAACUUUGGUUUCAGAUAUAUAUAUAAUCUGUUUAUAUGGGUGUGUAUGUAUUUGCACAUGUGCAUACUAGGUGGUGAUGUAAAUAUAUUUCUAACUCCAGGGAACAGGGAUUUGAAAACUGAUGGACAAAUAAGCUGCCUUUCAAUUCUGAGACCCUUUGAUUCCCCCCUAUUUUACUGCUGGCCAGUAAGUUGCUGAGGGUUGUUCUAGAAGGAUAUAGGCAGUACUUAACUACUAUUGUGCCCAUGGCACUGAGAUACUUAAAUAUGCACGUAGGUCCUUUUAUAGGGCUUGUCUAUAAAAAUGCUUUCACAUUUUUAUCCUUAAAUGCUGUGGUGGUCUUUCAAGCAGUACUGUAACGUAAAGUCCUUGCUUUUAACUUUUGUAUUGUCAGUAGCAACACCUAGUGGUAAAAGAGCCCAAUUGCAAGUAUCCUGUUUUCUAGACUAUUAAAACUGAAAGUGAUUUUAGAGAUCACCAAGUCCCAUUUGUAAAUUAUUAAAAACAAACUGGAAACUCACAUUUUUUUCCUUACACUGAAAUAUACUUUACAUGAGAAUAAAUAAAGCCUCUGGUUGCAUUAUGAUUUCUUGGAUUUCUUUGAAGCUUUUCAAAUACCCAGAAAUCACUGUUACAACUGAGGCAAAAAUUUAAGCAUACCCUGAUAGGUUAACCUGGAAAUCAUAGUUCAGGAUAUGGUGCAGCCUUUGGUGCAUUGUUAUUUACACCUGCAUGCCAGAUCUUCCGCGUUUAGCAUGAUGCCUGGCACGUGGUGAUACUCAGUUUACUAUCUUUGUGGGAUGUUUGUAUAUGUGGCUGAAGACUGAGCACAGGGAAAGAUCUCAUGAUCUUUCUGCAGGCACCAGGCACUGGACUUGCUUUCCUCUUUGAGAACUGUGACCCACUCUUUCCUUUGAGAAGAUUCUGUUGCCUGAUAGAGAGGUGGAGUGGGAGGUGGUCUCCUCUACCCCCUUCUUCAAUAGAUUCAGAGAGAAUAGCCAGGCCCUUACCUGCUUAUUAAUAGGGAAAUGGCUAAAUCAAACGUGAUGGCAGUUAAGGGGAAUGGCAGUUAAGGGGAAUGAAUUCAGUCUCCAAAUAGGAAGUUCUCAUAAAUAGAUUGUUGAGUUAAAACAGAAACUAGAUGAUAAAUAUGCAUGCAACUUAACACUAUUUAUAUAAAAAAUACACCAGUGCCACACAUUUUCUAUAGUACAUAUUCAGUAUAUGUAUGUGAAAACAUUAAAAAUGAUCUAGAAGGACACACCAAAUUUGUAAGAGAGGUUACCUCAGAGAGUGGAGAGUGGGAACUUGGAUUGGAAGAAAUCAAAGAUGUUGGCUCUUUCUGUAAUGCUACAUUUAUCUAGCCGAAGACUGUGAAACUAAAAUUCAUUUUUAGAAAAGAUUUUAGUCCUCAUAGAUAACUUGGAAGCCACAGAAACAUUUGAAGGAGAAAAUUUUAAAUGUGCUUAAGUGUAAAUCACCCAUGGAUAACUGCAGUUAAAUUUUUGAUGUAUUUCUUCAUACUAGUUUAAACAUUUAAUUAGGAUCAUUCCAUAUAUGGUUUUCAUUAUGAUUUUUCCCACUUAACAUCAUAUUGGCAGCAUUUUCCCAUGUCAUGUGGUUCUUUGAAAAAAUAACUUAAAAUGACUAGUAAUCUUCUAUAUCAAAAUGUCCCAACUAAUUCUCCUGUUGUUGGACUUUUAGGUUGUUUCUAAUUCUUCACUGUUUAAUUAGUAUACAUUCAUUGAGCACUCAACCUCUUAUGUGGUCAGGACCUGUGCUAGGGAGAUAGUGGUCCGUAAGGUAGACAUAGCCCCUCUCUCAGAGAGCUUUCAGAAUGUAAUGCAGUGAGAAAUGUGUGCAGAAACAGUUGCUCACAUUUGGUUUCUUUAGGUUAUACUGUUACUAAGGGAAUGAACAGAUCAAAGGAUAUGGAGUGUCUUAAGACCUCUGACUCAUGUCACUAAAUUGUUCACCAGUAAGGCUAUAGGGAUUUAUAUUCACAGCAGUAGUCUGUAUUUUACCAUAUCCUAAAAUCUUUGAAAAUAAUUUUAUUUUCCUUUGCUUUUAUUAUGGAAUUGAUCAUUUUCCUCUUCAUGUCUUGGUAAAAUUUGCAUGGAUUCUCACCUUUGUUUCUUCCCGAUAUCUAUGCAUUUCUCAGUGCUGCUAGAGUUAGUUUUCCAGCUUCUUUAUUGUCCAUUUUAUUGCCCCAAAUGUCUGUUUUUUCUGUAUCAGAGCAGACUGUCCAUAUAUUGUUCUGUUACAACCAGAAAGCCUAGAGUUAAACAAAUAACAAUUACAGUUAACAAUGUAACUUUAAAAAAAUAUUAUGGAAAAUCUUAUACGUACUCAAAAGUAAACAGUAUAAUGGACCCUCAUAUACUUACACAUCAGAAUCUGUAAUUACCAAGAUUUUUGCCAUAUUUGCUUCAUUUAACCUUAACUUUAUAUUUGCAUAAAUAAAGAAAAUUGCAGAUA